Molecule: messenger RNA, 1237 nt
Organism: Moneuplotes crassus
Lineage: Eukaryota; Ciliophora; Spirotrichea; Euplotida; Euplotidae
Source: the annotation of a GenBank genome assembly
UUUCCGCGAAAAAUGGUACUCGAGCUUUAAAUACACCAUUGACUUCUCUAGAUAAGCCAUAAAUGAGCCUUUUCCAGUAUCAAAAAGCCACCAAUUUACCCGUGAGCCAAUCUGCCACCUUCUCUCAGACCAGAAGAGGACUGCAAGAAAUUAAGAGUCCGAUCAGGCUCCUCAAAUGACUCAUUUCACAAAUAAGAUGACAAUGGAAAGAACCUCUCCAAGAGGCUCUGCUCUGUUCCCAUCUAAAAGAAAAGUUUCGAUAAACCUAAGUGGAGAUAUUUCAGUGCAGAAAAUAAAUAUAGCCAAAUCUGCUCCCAAAUGAGGAUAUUUUUAACCCAACUGAUCGGGUAGAUGAGACUGAAAUAAAAUCUGAUUAUUUUUACUUAAAUAUUCUUCUUGAGAACAAUCAGAAAGAGUAUGCUUACUUGAGCAAGAUACAUGAAGUAUGGCUUCAAAAGGAAGAUGAAUAUUUCGAAAAAUAAGAGCUCACAAAAUCCAAGUACCUCUCUGAAUGACGGGCAUGCUCCUUGUGAUACAAAUAGCGCGAAACCAGAGAAACUGUGAUCUGAGCGAGCUCAAAAAUACAGAAGAAUCAUAAUCAACUUCAUGAUCAAUUUAUCAGCCAAGAUUGGCAAUAAAGAUGAUAAUACGUUAUUCGUAGCAAUCCAGUUAUUCCUGAUUUAUACUUCCAAAGUGAAAAUUUCAGUCAAAAAUAUACAAUUAUAGUCGCAUGCACUUGUAUGAUCAUUGCACAAAAAUACCUGGAGAUUCAGAUCAACUGAAUGCAAGAUUUCGUCCUUCUCAGUAAAAAGAAAUUCACGAGUAGAUGUAUAUAAUAAAAUGAGAAAAGAAAAUUUUAAAGAAGUUAAAAUUCAAAUGAGAAGCAUACCCCUCUGCCAACAAAUUCGUGAGGCUAUUCUGUGAUAUCUUAGAUAUCCCAGAUCCAAUAAUUUGAGACAUUCAAGUGGUCUUAAUGGCAUGAAUGUACGAAUACAAGUUCACUUGAAUUAGGAGUAGUCAUCUAGCCAUCGCUGUACUCAAACUCUGAUGAGGCAUAACACUUGAAAAUACUGGACAGGAGCUCCUUUCAGAGGAUUUUGUACAAACUCUCCUACUCAAAUACUCAGAAAAAUGUCCUGACUUAGAAGCAUUAUCAGGCUCAAUCCGAGAGCACAUGAGCAGAGUGUGAGACUCAGAAAAGAGCACAUAUUCAGCAAUUAAACUAAAAAUACAGUAA